AUGAACUCGUUCUUAUCCAUUAAGAAACAUCCACCCUACGCGUGCUUCUUUAACUUUUUGUCUCGAGAAUGGUGGAAACAAGAUAUUGUUCAGGUUUACAAUGACUUUCGUAGAAGUGGAGGAGACCCCGUGUUGUCUGAUGCUUACACCAUUAAUGGCCAACCUGGUGACCUUUACCCAUGCUCAAAUUCAGAAACAUUCAAGCUGAACGUUCGACAUGGCAAAACCUACCUCCUUCGAAUUGUCAAUGCUGCACUGGAACAAGUCCUAUUCUUUGGCAUUGCAAACCAUAAACUGACAGUGGAGGGGACAGAUGGAAGCUACAUCAAGCCAGCGAAAGUAGAUUACAUCACUAUCUCACCUGGUCAAACUAUGGAUGUCUUGCUUGAAGCAAACCAACCAAUAGGUCGCUACUACAUGGCUGCUAAGGCUUAUUCCAGUUCGGCUAAUGUCCCAUUUAACCCCUCAAACACCACUGCGAUCCUUCAAUACAAACGAAGCCGAUACAUUUCCACUUCACCAGUCCCUUCCAUGCCUUUGCUUCCAAACUCAAACGACACUGCUGCCUCCACCAAGCACUUGAGCCAAUUUAGAAGCUUAGCAGACAAGAAUCACCCCAUUGAUGUGCCAUUAGAAAUAAGCACCGAGCUUUUCUACACAGUCUCCGUCAACACGUUACCACGUCACAACGGUACAACGUGUGUUGGCCCAAAUCUAGAUCGUCUCGCCGCUAGUAUGAACAAUAUAAGCUUCAAAUUACCUCCUGGGGCUAACAUUUUGCAGGCCUACUAUAACAACGCUAGUGGUGUUUACGGAGACAAGUUUCCGGACACACCGCCAUUGAAGUUUGAUUUUACUGGCAAUGACCUGCCCCAAUUCUUGUGGACUCCAUCGGUGGACACGGAGGUGAAGGUGCUAGAGUUUGGAUCCACGGUGGAGCUUGUUCUUCAGGGAACUAAUGUGCUUGCCGGAACAGAACAUCCUAUUCACUUGCAUGGACACGGUUUCUAUGUGGUGGGUUGGGGAUUUGGGAACUUUGACAAAGACAAGGAUCCUUUGAAUUACAAUCUUGUUGAUCCUCCCUAUCAAAACACUGUGACCAUACCCAAAAAUGGCUGGGUCACCGUAAGAUUCACCGCUAAAAAUCCAGGUGUAUGGUUCAUGCAUUGUCAUUUAGAGCGUCAUGUGACGUGGGGAAUGGCUAUGACUUUCAUCGUGAAGAAUGGUAACAAUCGUGACGAGCAGAUGCUACGCCCACCACUGGACAUACCCAAAUCCGUCGCCAGUACUGGGAAGUCCAGAGUGCAGUUUGAGUCGCGAGUUCUCCGGGGUGCACCGUCUAUCGCUUUCCCCUCCCUUGCUGCGACGUCGUCCGGUGUGCUUGUGGACCUGGAAUUUCAGUUCUCUCCACUCUCUGAUGCCAAAGAAAAAAGGAGUUUUGUUCCUCAGCAACCUCCUCCUUCUCAUGCACUGAGGCAUUAUACUUUUGAGGUCAAAGAAGCAUCGUACACAAAACUUUGUAGAUCCAAGAUCAUAUUGACAGUAAAUGGACAAUUUCCAGGACCAACCUUGUACGUGACCAAAGGCGAAACAAUAAUUGAUGUCUAUAAACCGAGCGAACGAGAGCAUCACCAUCCACUGUUUUAUCAUGGGAAUAGCUUGUUUAAACUCACCUCCGUCGGAAGGGUCUCAGGGGACCUUGCUAUCACAUCCCAACGUAACUCAGUUUUAACCCACCCACAUAUAAUAGUCAAGCAAGCAUCAUCAGAUAUGCCCUCAGUACGAUUGGCCAGAGUCAUGAAUUGUGAUGAUAAACAUCUACAGAUGCUUCCUAAGUCUGCUUCAACAACUGGACCUGGGGCGGUUCAAAUUGAGUAG
Molecule: messenger RNA, 1878 nt
Organism: Prosopis cineraria
Lineage: Eukaryota; Viridiplantae; Streptophyta; Magnoliopsida; Fabales; Fabaceae
Product: laccase-15-like
Exons: 9
Coding region: 1-1878 (625 amino acids)
Molecular function (GO): oxidoreductase activity; copper ion binding
Source: RefSeq, a predicted model, not a curated record